Messenger RNA from Endocarpon pusillum Z07020, 654 nucleotides. RefSeq lists its product as uncharacterized. Lineage: Eukaryota; Fungi; Ascomycota; Eurotiomycetes; Verrucariales; Verrucariaceae. The transcript has a single exon. The record is from RefSeq and is a predicted model, not a curated record. The coding region runs from base 1 to 654 and encodes 217 amino acids.
AUGCAUAAAGAUGAAAGUCUACCACCUGCAAUCAAGACUUCGCCCAGGGAAUCCAUCGAUCUGACCAUUCUGCUAGAGCAUAAAACUCCCGCACCUCAGUCGAAGAGACAGAAGCUCAAUCCUUCUGAUGAAUUCAACGAUACUGUUGUCUCCAAGUCGCAGAGGCCAGCAAUCCCCAAGACAACUCUUUUUGGAUCCAAUCAGCUACCGCCAAAAGCAGCUACGGCCGAAGCUACCCCUUUCAUGAGGUCCAAUGACGAUGGUUCUCGUGCUCGAGAACCACACCAGGCUCCUUCGCAUACGUCCGUACACAAAUCUUCAACCCUUAAUAACGAGUACAUUAUGACUCAUGUCGAUGUCCAGUUCGUUUCUCCCAACGGCUCGGUUGCUCGAACCAAACCUCUUAAGGCUUGCGACAGCCUCACAAGACUACUUAGUCAUGGGAAACUCGCUUUCGGUCGGUUGAGCACAUCAGACAUGAUCCUAAUCAUUCGUAUUCCUGGACUUGAGAAUUCUUUUACAAUUGUCGACGGUGAGACCGACGAGUUUAAUGACUUCAUGCAGCUGCUGAGUGAUGUGGCAUGGUGUAAUUUGGCUCCAGAGAAUAGAGAGACCUUGAGGAUUGAGGUUUCAGAAAUGAACAACGAGCCAUGA